This is a messenger RNA of Cladocopium goreaui, 1737 nucleotides long. The record is from the annotation of a GenBank genome assembly. Lineage: Eukaryota; Dinophyceae; Suessiales; Symbiodiniaceae.
AUGGGUUGCUACAUGGUUGCGGAAGUGGAAGAGUGGCGGAAACUGCCCCUUCACCGUUUAAUUGUGUGGCCUGGCGCCGUUGCAGAUGCAGAGCGAGUGUGCGUGGUCUUUACUUGUCCAGGCAUGCUUGCGAGAGCAGGAGCAGCAGAAAACAAGGUGGUGAAAUUGGCAGUAGAUGGCAAGCAAAAGGUCGUGUCAAACGACUACACCAUCUUGACGCUGUCAUUUCUAGUUCCGAGUGAAUCUGUUGUGCAAACGAAAGCUAGGCCCAAAUCACGAGCCGGAAGAACGCAAGCCCACACCUGCACCCAAGAACCGUUCCUGCAAGCACUCGUGAGCUCUGAGAGCGAGCAAAACAUGACACAAACUUUUAACACAGCUUGUGAGAUCGCUGAGCAGCAAUGUGGCUUGGACUUGCGAAACCAGGUGCUACAGGUGCACAAAGAUUAUGCAAAAGGGAUAGAAGCUUCAAGAAAGAAAGUCUUCCCUUACUCGCGCCCUUGCGAUGACUACGCGCACAUGCGCAGAGCUGCGUACAGCACUUUGCAGAAGCAUUUCGGGGUUGGUCGCGAAAAGUCGUCUGAUGCAGUUGAAAAGAAGGCGAAGAAGGAGUUUGAUCAGUUGAACGAUGUCAUCGCACUGAGCCGGUCCUUGCCCACGAUACAGUUGUUUGACGCAGUUUGGCAUGUUACAUUUCAUUGGUUGCGUGCCGUUUGCCCGAGAGCGGAAAAAUACUUGCAGGAACAAUGUUUCCAAUAUACUGCCACGGAGAAUAUCCAGAGGCAAUUCCGUUGUAGUACAACACUUUGGGGAGCAAAAUCCAUUUGGUUCGCAGGCUUUUGGUCAGGCAUCAUUGGAACGUAUCCUGGCAGCUCGUCUGGCACCCAAACAUUGGAGAGCUUCCAUUCCUACUGGCAAACACGCCUCGAAGCACAAGCACGCGCAAAGCCAACGGAGGUACUGGCAUGUAUGCAAGAUAUCUACCAAAAUGAUUGGUGCCAAAAAUUUUGCUGGAGUGAGCAGCGCAGCUUCAUGACAUGGCCCGAACGCUCUGCAGAGGCACUUUUCAAUAGUGAUUCUUUACGUUCAAGUGGACGAUCUCCAGCCGUCGAUUUCUGGCAAGAAAGAGGCAAGCGACUCUGCGGUCAAACCAAUUACUUCCAAGCCUACAUCCGGACCGAUGGUCAGAAAAACAGUGUGGAUCCCUCCGGCAUCACGACAUUCUGGAUUCUACGCUCCGCAAAACUGAAUGGUAUCAUGCCUGCUGAUGCAGUGAUAAGCAAGGAGUUCGGCACUGCAUUUGCAAACCUCAUCGCGACUGAAGGAGAUGAACUGGCAUCAUGGCUCGCAAAGAGCGGCAUCAUCAAACAUGAAGAGACGAAAAGAGACUUGAACAUCGAUGCGCUCAGAACUUACUUUGGUUUCCAUUGUGCGGUCAUGGUUGGGCACCUGCCAAAUUCGUCCUGGCCACGGCAACGCCGCAAAACAGAAGUGCGCAUCCCCAGCAUGGUUUGCACGUGCGUGGAAUUCCUCAUGCAUGCGGAAUGUGAACACAUAGUGUAUGUGCAAGCACUCACGGAUGAAACCCGAGCACGCGAGUUGCAGCAAGUACCGGUGCUGCGGAAAAAAGGACGGAAGCGGAAGGGAGAUGCCACAGAUCGAGUGGGUGGAGACAAGCAACAAGACAAUGCGAAGAAGAGGAAGGCAGCUUCUUGCUUGCACUGUGCCGAAGGUUAG